AUUCGAUGAUAUUCAAGAUGAGGCCAUUAUGCGAAAUGGUUUUCCCGUAGCCCAUUCUAUUUAUGGACUUCACAACUCAAUAAACGCUGCAAAUUAUUUACAAUUUAUUAUUUGUGAAAAACUUAUUAAUUUACAUCCCAUGGCAGUUAAAAUUUUCAUUGAACAGAUGAUGGAAUUCUAUAGAGGUCAAGGAAUGGAUAUAUAUUGGAAGGAAAAUUUCAUCUGCCCAACAGAAAAAGAUUACAAUAUUUUAGCAUUAAGAAAGAGUGGUUGGCUAGUCAUACUGGUGAUAAAAUUAAUGAAACUAUUUUCUACUUUUGAAGAAGACGUCUUGUCGCUAGCAAGUACUAUGGCAUUGUAUCGCCAGAUAUAUGACGAUUAUAGCAAUUUACAUCACGAUAAGGAUACUAACGAGAACAGUUAUUGCGAUGAUUUGACCGAAGGAAAAAUGAGUUUCCUAAUUAUUCAUGCGCUUAGAAACAAUCCUGACGAUCAGAAAAUAAUAAAUCUUUUAAGACAACGAUCGAAAAAUAUUGAAGUAAAACGUUACUGCGUUAAAGUAUUAGAGAGUUACGGUUCAUUUAAGUACGCAAAAGAUGUACUUGAUGAAUUGGAAAAAAAGAUGAGAACCGAAAUUGAUCGUUUAGGUGGCAAUCCGAUCUUUGUGAAACUUCUGGACGACGUAAAGAAUAAGAUGUCGAAAACACGUAUCUAA
This is a messenger RNA of Trachymyrmex cornetzi, 715 nucleotides long. RefSeq names its product geranylgeranyl pyrophosphate synthase quemao (gene qm). Lineage: Eukaryota; Metazoa; Arthropoda; Insecta; Hymenoptera; Formicidae. The record is from RefSeq and is a predicted model, not a curated record. The transcript has 5 exons. Gene Ontology annotation, molecular function: prenyltransferase activity. The annotation marks the transcript as partial. Gene Ontology annotation, biological process: isoprenoid biosynthetic process.